Messenger RNA from Brachypodium distachyon (stiff brome), 1780 nucleotides. RefSeq names its product lipid phosphate phosphatase delta. Gene Ontology annotation, cellular component: endoplasmic reticulum membrane. The record is from RefSeq and is a predicted model, not a curated record. Bases 261 to 1505 code for a protein of 414 amino acids. Lineage: Eukaryota; Viridiplantae; Streptophyta; Magnoliopsida; Poales; Poaceae. The transcript has 8 exons. Gene Ontology annotation, molecular function: sphingosine-1-phosphate phosphatase activity.
AGAACCGCGUGGUGGUUUCGGUCCAGCACGGGGGGCGGCCGGCAAACCGCGAGAAACCAAGCCACCCUCCUCCUCCCGUCCCCGUCCGUCCUCGGCCCCGGCCCGCCGGCCGCCGCCACCAGCGCCUUCUACCCUUCCUACAAGAAACCCCCGCGCGGCUGCGUUUGCCGCGAGUCCUUUCUCUAUCUCUUCUCUCGUGGGGAUCUCGUGUGGUCAAGGACGAGAGCUCCGGGAACUAGGCGGCCGGAUCAGGGGGAGAUAUGGAGGCCGCUGCGGCUGCCGGUGCUGCCGGGCUGACCAGGUGGCAGGCGGCGGCGCUGUCGGCGGUGGCGGGGUGGGUGUGGGCCGCCUCGUACUUCGACCUCACGCGGCGAGCGCGCGCGCUGACGCAGCCGUGGGUCACCCGCCGUGUGCACGCCGAGACACCGUCGAUCCUCAGGUUCCAGAGGACGCAGCACAGGUUGCUAGACAAUUUCUUCUCCGUGCUGUCAUGCGUUGUCUCUGUCCCUUUCUACACGGGAUUCCUCCCUCUCCUCUUCUGGAGUGGACACGGCAAGCUGGCCAGACAAAUGACCCUCCUGAUGGCUUUCUGUGAUUACCUUGGCAACGCUGUGAAGGACUUAGUGUCAGCUCCUCGGCCAUGCUCUCCUCCUGUCAGAAGAGUCACAGCCACUGAAGAUGAGAAGGAAAAUGCCAUGGAAUAUGGAUUACCUUCAUCUCACGCUCUCAAUACCGUUUGUUUGAUGGGAUAUAUACUCCACUAUGUCCUGACAUAUGGACCGUGUAGUGCUUUUAUGGUCGCUACAUGUUUAUCUCUAGCUCUCUUGCUUGUUAUGCUAAUUGGCAUUGCGAGGAUAUACUUGGGCAUGCACAGCUUGACCGACGUCAUCGCUGGGAUCUGUUUUGGCACUGUGAUCCUUGCGUUCUGGUUGGUUGUUGAUGAUCAUGUAGACGCCUUUGUUGUCUCUGGGCAAAAUGUUACAUUCUUCUGGGCAAGCCUUUCUCUAUUGAUGUGCUUUGCAUAUCCAAAGCCAGAAUUUCCAACUCCUAGCUUUGAAUACCACACGGCAUUCAAUGGCGUUGCUUUCGGAAUUGUCUAUGGCAUCCAGCAAACCUACUUCCAUUUCCACAACCCAAAUGUCCCCCUCAUUUUCAGCCAGCAGCUACCUCUUCUUGCAUACAUCGGGAGGGUCCUGGUAGGGAUCCCAACCAUCCUGGCCGUGAAAUCCUGCAGCAAAGCGCUCUCGAAAUGGCUUCUACCGGUCAUGUGCAACACCUUGGGCAUUCCCAUCGUCUCGUCCUGCUAUGUCCCGGCACUGAAGGUGACCAACAGCAACUCGAGCAAAUCCGACGCCAAGCAGGCCGGUUACCUCCAGAGAGUCUUCUCCCUCUUCCCGCAGAAGGCGUACGACGUGGACACUGGCAUAAGGUUCGUGCAGUAUGCCGGGCUCGCGUGGUCGGUGGUCGACUUGGUGCCGGCCAUAUUCACUCAUCUGAAUCUGUAGCGGAACCCCUACAAUUUUUUUGUGUGUUUCGUUCUUCAGAGGGUAAAUGGGUAAUCCGUCCCUACUCGCAGGGCAUUGUCUUGUGAGGCUGUAAAUCCAUUGAUCUCGACCUUCUUUUUUGUAUUGUAUGUAUGUUUUUGGCUUAGCACGUCCUCCAUAGAGGUGUUUUUUUUUCUCAAAGUUGAGGAUAGCAUUGACCUUAUUUUUGUUUGUUUGAUGAGUACAGUGUUCGCACUUUAAGGUUUAAACUGAAGAGCAAAAACUGAAUCCUGAAA